AUGUUGUUUUCAUUCUCCGUCAUUGGUUGUGCUAUCCUUGCCCCAUCCUUCCUCUUUGUAGCAUCAAGCCCAAGUCCUCAAACGUCAUCUGAACAAUCUUCAAUGAACAGUAUGGGAAACAGCACAUCUUCAAAUGUCUCAACAAAACACCAGGCCCAUCAAAGCUCCCUGGCAAAUACAGAUGGUGACGAAACAGAUCAUGGAAUCUCGUAUGACAACAAUGCAACUCAUUCCUCACCCGGGACAGUGGGACGUGCUGUAUCGAAUGAAAGGGUUUUAGCUACCAUCAAAGGAGGUCGCAGUGCUGUAGGAGCUCGCGGUGGAGCUCGUGGUGGAGCUUAUCGUUCUGAUGCUCAUCUACCUAUUCCCAUGGCUGGAUGGGCUCUUCUAUCUGUAGUUGCUGGUAUAUCAAGUCUUGUUCUGUAG
Melampsora larici-populina 98AG31 is the source of this 426-nucleotide messenger RNA. RefSeq lists its product as uncharacterized. NCBI's taxonomy places the organism in Eukaryota, Fungi, Basidiomycota, Pucciniomycetes, Pucciniales, Melampsoraceae. The coding region runs from base 1 to 426 and encodes 141 amino acids. The transcript is spliced from 3 exons. The record is from RefSeq and is a predicted model, not a curated record.